AUGAUUUAUCCUAUUAACAACGGUUCCAUCACGAAUUUGGAUGCUUUUCUAUACUUUCUCAAGGCAAUUUACAAAUCAGUUUUGCAACAACGAAUCAAAGAGAAUCCUGAAGGGUGGGAAGCCCAAGUUUCCAACAUUCCGAUGUUUUUAAUCACACACUAUUCGUGGUCACAAAGUGAGCAGGAAAUCUUAACUCAGUUUGUAUUUGAGAGUAUGAAGUUGAAUAACUUUAUGAUAAUGCCAAAUUCAUUAGCCACAUCUUAUGCAUUUGGCUCUCUUCAAAAUUGUGUUGUGAUUGAUAUUGGUGGUGCUCAUACUGAUAUUAUUCCCAUUGUAGACUAUACACCUCUUGAGUAUUUGGCUUAUAGUGCACCUGUUGGAGGCGAUGCGAUUAAUGCCAAAUUAGCUAGCUUCUUACCUGGUUGGAGUGCUGCAAGUAUUGAAGACUUGAAGCGUUCAUCUGUGUUUGAAGUUUUGUCAAAAGAUGCGAAGGAUAAAUCAAAAUUCAAUUUUAAUGAGGAUGAGGAGGCUUCUGAAGAAGAUGAAGGUGCUUUAGAUGUUGCAGCAAUAAUUACUUCUGGUCGUGAUACCAGGGAAAUUCUCGAGGAAAGGGAAAGGAAUAAAAACAAGGAACAGGUUUCAAAUAGCCAGUUGGAAACGAACUCAUUUGUUGAUAGAGAUGGGAACGAUGUUACUGUUGGGAAGCAAAGGUUUCAAGGGUGUGAUGAUUUGAUUAAGGAAAUAUCGCGUGCUUGUGGGAUGGUACUAUCGCAGAUUGAUGAGGGUUCUAGGUGUAAAGCUGUUUGGGAAAACGUUUUGAUUUCGGGUGGAACAUCUGAAAUCGCUGGAUUCAGAGAGGCACUCUUGACGCAGCUAUGUGAAGACCAUUUGAUCUAUGAACCAGAUCAUGAAAGACAACAAAGAGAGCAAGAUUUAAUGGCUAAUAUGCCAAAACAGAGGAAAAAUAAGUUCAUUGGCGGCGCUGUUGCACAGAGUGGGUUCUUGAAUUCACUAGAAUAUGCUCAAAGUCCAAAUAUUAUAAAAGCGCCAAAAUUUCCUGAGUACUUUACGGAAUGGAAAAAACAUGGUUACGGUGAAGUUGCAUUCUUAGGCGCUCAGAUUGUCUCCAAGCAAGUUUUUGGUCAUUCGAAUGACACAUUCUAUGUAACGAGGGGCAAGUACGAUGACAAAGGUCCGUCCGUUAUAUGGGACGUUUGCUUAUAA
Eremothecium cymbalariae DBVPG#7215 is the source of this 1224-nucleotide messenger RNA. RefSeq names its product Arp9p (gene ARP9). The record is from RefSeq and is a predicted model, not a curated record. Lineage: Eukaryota; Fungi; Ascomycota; Saccharomycetes; Saccharomycetales; Saccharomycetaceae. The transcript has a single exon. The coding region runs from base 1 to 1224 and encodes 407 amino acids.